AUGCCAGCAGGAGGCAGCUGGGUGGCAGCGGGUCGGGCAUCCCGAGGGCUGGUGCUGGUGGUGGUGUUUGUAGCCCUGCUGCUGGACAACAUGCUGCUGACAGUCGUGGUGCCCAUCAUCCCCUCCUUCCUUUACACAACAGAAUACGAAGGUGCCAACAGCUCUGUUGCCCCAUCCUGGACUGAGACAACUCCUCCAGCUCCUCUUCCUUCCUCCUAUUUUGACACCACCACGGGGAAUGUCCCAGGCACCACCCAGGGCUUGGGGAAGAGGACAGAGAGCAGCCCCCCCCCACAAAACCCCCCUGGCAUCCCCCCAGCUCCCAGCUCCUGCCUGCAGGGUGAGGAAUUCCUUGCCAAUGAAAACGUCCGUGUGGGGCUGCUCUUUGCCUCCAAGGCUCUCGUGCAGCUGGGGGUCAACCCAGCCGUGGGGUUCCUGACCAACAGGAUAGGCUACCACAUCCCCAUGUUCCUCGGAUUCUCCAUCAUGUUCCUCUCCACACUCAUGUUUGCUUUCUCAGGCACCUACACCUUGCUGUUCAUCGCCCGAGCCCUCCAAGGCAUUGGCUCCUCCUUCUCAUCAGUCGCAGGCCUGGGGAUGCUGGCCAGCGUCUACACCGACGACUUCGAGAGGGGCAACGCCAUGGGGAUUGCUCUGGGAGGUUUGGCCCUGGGUGUGCUGAUCGGGGCCCCCUUUGGGAGUGUGAUGUACGAGUUCGUGGGGAAAGCUGCUCCUUUCCUGGUCCUGGCAUUCCUUGCUCUGCUGGAUGGAGCUUUGCAGCUCUGCAUCCUGCAGCCCUCCAGGAUCUCCCCAGAGAGCACCCAAGGGACACCCAUGUCCACCCUCCUGCGAGACCCCUACAUCCUGGUGGCUGCAGGUGCUCUCUGCUUCUCCAACAUGGGGGUGGCCAUGCUGGAGCCCACUUUGCCCAUCUGGAUGAUGCGAACCAUGUGCUCCCCAAACUGGCAGCUGGGGGUGGCAUUCCUGCCUGCCAGUGUAUCCUACCUGGUUGGCACCAACCUCUUUGGGAUCCUGGCUCACAAGAUGGGACGGUGGCUCUGCUCCCUGGUUGGCAUGGCCAUGGUGGGCAUCAGCCUGCUCUGUGUGCCUCUGGCCAGAAAUAUUUACGGGUUGAUCGGGCCAAACGGGGGGCUUGGCUUUGCCAUAGGCAUGGUGGACUCCUCAAUGAUGCCCAUCAUGGGGCACCUCGUGGACCUUCGCCACAGCUCCGUCUACGGCAACGUCUACGCCAUCGCUGAUGUUGCCUUCUGCAUGGGCUUUGCCAUUGGCCCAUCCACAGGUGGCCUGAUUGUACGAGCCAUUGGCUUUCCCUGGCUCGUGGUCAUCAUUGGGGUUCUCAACAUUGCUUAUGCUCCACUCUGCUGGUUCCUGCGCAGCCCUCCUGCUGCAGGGGAGAAGAUGGCAAUCCUGAACCAGGACUGCCCCCUGCAAACCCAAACCUCCCUCACUCAGCCCCCCAAGAAAACCCCACACCUAUUCCCCCUCUCGGAUGAGAGUGAUGUGGAGGCAGAAAACAUGGAAUAACAACUACCAGGACACUGGCC
Calypte anna (Anna's hummingbird) is the source of this 1565-nucleotide messenger RNA. RefSeq names its product solute carrier family 18 member A1 (gene SLC18A1). Bases 1 to 1545 code for a protein of 514 amino acids. The record is from RefSeq and is a predicted model, not a curated record. The transcript has 15 exons. Gene Ontology annotation, molecular function: xenobiotic transmembrane transporter activity; serotonin:sodium:chloride symporter activity. Gene Ontology annotation, cellular component: terminal bouton; synaptic vesicle membrane. NCBI's taxonomy places the organism in Eukaryota, Metazoa, Chordata, Aves, Apodiformes, Trochilidae. Gene Ontology annotation, biological process: aminergic neurotransmitter loading into synaptic vesicle; transmembrane transport; xenobiotic transport.